Scleropages formosus (Asian bonytongue) is the source of this 1690-nucleotide messenger RNA. RefSeq names its product F-actin-capping protein subunit alpha-2-like. Gene Ontology annotation, biological process: barbed-end actin filament capping; actin cytoskeleton organization. Lineage: Eukaryota; Metazoa; Chordata; Actinopteri; Osteoglossiformes; Osteoglossidae. The transcript has 10 exons. Gene Ontology annotation, molecular function: actin filament binding. Gene Ontology annotation, cellular component: F-actin capping protein complex; cortical cytoskeleton. The coding region runs from base 76 to 939 and encodes 287 amino acids. The record is from RefSeq and is a predicted model, not a curated record.
ACUUGCCCGUUCGUCCACCAGUAGGGAAUCCUCCCUUUUCGAUGACGUCGGUGAGCUGUCGUGCCGGAAGGAAAGAUGGCGGAUCACGGGGAGCAGUUGUCUGACGAGGAGAAGGUGCGCAUAGCUGCAAAUUUCGUCCUUCAUGCUCCAGCUGGAGAGUUCAAUGAAGUUUUCAACGAUGUGCGACUGCUACUUAACAAUGACAAUCUGCUCAGGGAAGGAGCAGCCCACGCAUUUGCACAGUACAAUUUGGACCAGUUUACUCCAGUGAAAGUGAAUGGGUAUGAGGAACAGGUCUUAAUCACGGAACAUGGUGAUCUGGGCAACGGCAGAAUUCUGGACCCCAAGAACAAGAUCUCCUUUAAGUUCGACCACCUGCGCAAGGAGGCCAGUGACCCACGUCCCCAUGACGUGGACAGCAGCACAGAGAACUGGAGGAGUGCAGUUGACGCCGCUGUGCGCGACUACAUCAGGGAGCACUACCCCAAUGGAGUGUGCACAAUUUACGGGAAAACUAUUGAUGGACAUCAAACCAUCAUUGUGUGCAUUGAGUGCCAUCAGUUUCAGCCAAAAAACUUCUGGAAUGGACGCUGGAGGUCAGAAUGGAAGUUUACCAUCACCCCUUCCUCUACUCAGGUGGCAGGCAUCAUGAAGGUCCAGGUCCACUACUAUGAGGACGGCAAUGUUCAGCUGGUGAGCCAUAAGGAAGUUCAAGAGCCCAUGACCAUCUCUAAAGAUGCAAAGGAAACUACCAAGGAAUUCAUUAAGAUCAUGGAGGCAGCAGAGAAUGACUACCAGAUUGCGAUUAAUGAGAAUUACCGGACGAUGUCGGACACUACAUUCAAAGCUUUACGCCGACAGCUUCCCGUCACCCACACCAAGAUCGACUGGAACAAGAUCCUAAGCUACAAAAUAGGGAAGGAGAUGCAGAAUGCUUAGUCAGGCCUGCAUGGUGGAAUUGUCCCUUGUACAAAUGAACUUUAAAAAAGGUUUGGUCUCAAAUUUAUUUGAUCAGUUAAGAUGCCUACUUUUAUUAAGUGUUUUAUAAGGAAACCACUAAAUGUCAUUGUUUGGUAAAUGAUGUGAGGGAAAUUACUGUACGCAUUUUUUUUUUCCCCCUCUUUUGCCCUUCCCUGAUCGGGGUGGGUGGAUUGAGCAAAUGAAAAUGGUUGGAAAGCACUCUUUUGUCACUUAGUGUUCCCUCGUGAAUCUGAGACCAGACUUUUCAUGCAGUUUUCAUGCACAAGAAAAAAGGAAGCUGUUCAGAGGAUUUGUAAAUUUUGAAACUGAGAAGUGUAGUAGUGUGUGACUGUGCCCUUUUCGUAACACAAAGCGACACUCUUCCAAUACGGUAAUUUACUGUGAAAACAGAUAUGCAUUAGGUGAUUUUUGACGGCCUUUCUCGCACGCAGUCAUCCUUGUGGUUCGUUCGAUAGCUCUAGUUUCUUGUCUUGUCAUCUCUGUGAACCCAUGCAGCAGUGGCAGUUUUUGGCCAUUUUCAGGUGCACACUGACAUUUCAGCCAGUCAUGUGAAAAGAAUAAAAUACUGAUGUUUGCCUCACUUGUCCUUGUUUUAAAUAAAAAGGCUACUUGCUACUUAAUGUGCAUAACUUGUACUGCAUCCCUAGGUUAUUUUUAAUGAAAAUGACUGUAUUAUAAGGCACACUGUAAUAUAUCUGUAUUAAAAAUG